AUGGAAAAAGGUACAUCGGACGACAUUGGGAAGCUGCUAUGUCUCGGCGGGUUCUUCCCCUGCACCUUUCGCCGGCUCUUGCGUGUAUCUUGGGCAGUCGCGGAUGUCGUUGCCAUGCGCGCGGGUGGGACCAGAGAGUGUUCAGAUUUGAGUCGCCAGGAUGGUGUUUCCAUCGUUGAGGCGGAUGUUGGAGACGCGGCUCAGUGCUCGCACCCGCCGAAUUUUUACGUUUUCCAUGGCGCAUUGCACGAACAUUCUCAUGGGCGUGGAAUAUGGAAGGAACGAGUUAACAACCUGCUUUUGUCGGGAUUACUCGUAUUCGUUCCACAAGGAGUAACUUCAAUUAUCCUGUCGUUGAACGAUAGAAAACUGCCCAAGUAUCAAGAGGUAGACGAACCUUUGAAGUUCGAAUCGAAACAGGUGUGA
Molecule: messenger RNA, 426 nt
Organism: Notodromas monacha
Lineage: Eukaryota; Metazoa; Arthropoda; Ostracoda; Podocopida; Cyprididae
Source: the annotation of a GenBank genome assembly